Cotesia glomerata is the source of this 1257-nucleotide messenger RNA. RefSeq names its product probable zinc transporter protein DDB_G0282067. The record is from RefSeq and is a predicted model, not a curated record. Bases 194 to 1252 code for a protein of 352 amino acids. The transcript is spliced from 4 exons. NCBI's taxonomy places the organism in Eukaryota, Metazoa, Arthropoda, Insecta, Hymenoptera, Braconidae.
CUUGAUUAAAAUUUCUUCAUAAUCGAUUUGGGGGUCGAAAAUAUCGAAAAUAUCUUGCAGCAAUUUCAAGAGAAAGGAGGAAGCAUUUAAAUGGAUUAUUUUAUCAAAAUGAGUAAAACCUAUUACGGGGGAAUAAUGAUAUAAUUGUCUCAAUACUUGUCGACGAUACUCAGUCUUACAGUGUCCAGUCAUAAUGGAUACAUCAUACAGACUUGUCGCAUUUAUUUUAUUUUUUACGAUUGAAUCGACAGUACCGGCUUCGGUAGAGUUUUCAAAUCAAUCGCCAAUUGUUGUAGCUGAAUUACCGGAACAACCUGACAGUCACAAUGUUCCACAGGCCAGUGAAUACAGACCGAGAAGAAUUAAUUACCAGGAUAUGAAUGUUAAUUAUCAUCAGCCUCAAGUUAAUUAUCAACAAGCACAACCGGUUAAAUAUUCAAAAAAACAACCACAAGUUUUGUACUACACUCAACCCUCUUAUCCAAAAAAAUACAUUGUAUUAGAUAACAAAAAUUAUCAUCCAAGGGGUAAAAUAAAUAAACGCCAGGAUUACGGCGGAGAAGACGAGUAUGAAAGUUAUGGGGAACAUCAAGUACCUGCUGAAUCAAAGCACCACGAGCACCAUCACGAAGAGUCCCAUGAGGAGGGACACGGAGGAGAACAUCAUGAACAUCAUCAUGAGGAUGGAGGCAAAAAAGGCGACAAAGGGUUUAAAAAGUGGUUUGAAGAAGAAAAGGGAAAAAAGGGACAUCAUGAUGAAGAAGAUCACAAGAAACAUUAUGGAGAAAAAAGCGGGGAGAAAAAGAAACAACACCAUGAUGAUGGUUACUACAAAGAGUAUCACCACGAUGAAAAAGGUGAAAAAGGUUCCUCGUAUCAGGACAAAGGAGAAUACAAAAAGGGACACAGUACACAUGGAAAACACGUUAUCCAUAAAAAGGAUGACUAUGAGAAGAAUAUAGACUUCUUUGAUGAGGAUCACUCGGAAGAAGAGCAUGAAAAGGAAGGUGGUUAUCACCACAAGGCCGAGAAAGGACACGGUGGUAAAAAGAAGAAAGGACAUCAUGAGCACGGGCAUCACCAAGAGAAGUACGGCAAAGAGAAGAAACACAAGCAUGGUCAUCAUCAUCAUGAUUCCGAAAAGUGGGAGAAGGAAAAGGGUGAAAAAGGUCAUCACAAGCACGGGAAGAAAUACGGUAAAAAAGGCGAGCACGAAGAAGGAAAAAAGUGGGGACACAAAAAAGGAGAAUAAUUUUU